Messenger RNA from Vanrija pseudolonga, 1936 nucleotides. RefSeq lists its product as uncharacterized. NCBI's taxonomy places the organism in Eukaryota, Fungi, Basidiomycota, Tremellomycetes, Trichosporonales, Trichosporonaceae. The coding region runs from base 265 to 1821 and encodes 518 amino acids. The transcript has 7 exons. The record is from RefSeq and is a predicted model, not a curated record.
AUUCAAACUCUGCUCGUCCCAGCAACUCCCUUCUCACUGUCUCAACACCCACCACAAUCAAGUUUACAACAGUCUCACACUGCACUGCGCGAGCUCCCACCCACCACAAGCUGUACACACACACAGCCCUUGACAACACCUUGCUAGCCUUCAUCCAACAUCAACAAGGCCUUCGUCCACAAUCUGGUUCCCGGCACUCGUCCCGCCCCCGGGUUCGCCCCUCUCGCCCACACUGGAGCUCACCACCAACACCCGUGACGGGAUAUGGAUAUGGACCCCCAGAUGUCUGCACACGACCAUGUCGACGAUCAUGCGGACGACAAUGAUGAGCUAGGCGAGGACGAUGACCACCCAGACGACUCUGAGACAAAGCCUCAUGUCAAGAAGACCGGGCGGCCCAUCUUGUUUGCCAAAGAGGUCAAGUGGAAGGAUAUCCCCCAGUGGUGGUCACGCACCGAUUGCCCCCUCCUGCAGCUACCAGACCAUGUGCUCAACAGGUGUUUCGCUCUUGACACUGGCCUGGGGCUACGCGACUAUAUUGCUCUGGCGGGCGUAAAUCGCUUCCUUCGCUCCCAGUUGGACGAUCGAGUCUUUGAAGAAGUGUGCAUUCACCACCGACUCACGGCCGACGACUCACUCAUCGAUCGCGCCCCACUGGCGACCUCUGCUACUGUCAGUCGAGUGGUACCAGAUUGGCACAAACCAAAGGAGCGACACUCCAUUCGGUCACUUCCUGGCAACUUCUAUCGACCUCGAGGUGCAAGGAAGGACUGGUCAAAAGCUCAAUAUACGGUCUACCGGCAAGAGCGGGAGAUUCACCUUGCCACGGAGCGACUGAAGCGGUACCAGCAAGGCCUACAGGCUAGUAUCAAUCGCCAAAACGCGCUCGGACAGGCCGUCUUCCAUCCGCCUGUGAAGGAUGGCAACGUGCUAAGGCAGGUGAUUGGUGUUGUGAAUGGGCGACGAAAUGGCGAGCGAUCGGCGAAAGUGGGCACGGACGCCGGCCCUCAAGGCUAUGUCUCCCGUCUGGAGCCCAAGCCUCGCGACAUCUCUCUCCUCCGUGGCCGGGUGUGGGACAGUGAAGGGAAAGCCCAGCUUGAGGCGCAGCUGCAGCAAGCAAUUGAUGCGGCUACCAACCCACAGCACCUGAGCGACGACGAUCAAGGCGAGCCCGAGUAUGCUGGGAGGAAGCGCAAGCGGCCAACGUGGUCGGUGCCCAAGACUCCAGAUGAUUCAGACAGCGACGAGUUUGAGUGGGAUGAGAAGGGCAACAAGGUGGUUCAUGACUUUUGGCCCAGCACAUGGAGGGCCAGGGCAGUCUCUGCCAUUCAUGACGUGAGGAUGAACAAGAAGGCUGCAAGGGACAAGUACAAGGUGUCUGAAGCCGAGCUAUUGACCUUGAAGCAUGUUCUUGUGCACAAUCCCAUGAACUCGACUGCUCCAAAGCAAUUGUUCCUCGAGGCAGCUGUAGAAGCCCUUGCAUUCCGCUCUCACGGGGGCCCUGUUGGUCACCGAGACUAUGUGUCCAAGGUGGUGGAGAGGUCUCGGAAGAACCGCGCGACUCGGGCGGCCAAGCUUGAGAAGGCCAAGGAGUCUGGAAGUUAUGUUGUCAAGCCGAAACGUGGAUCGACACCCAUUCAUUGGCUGAGUGGGACUAUGGGAAGUGUGUCAAGCAUGUCCUGGCAGCCUUUGUUACCGCCGCCGCCGCCACCGCUUGCGCCACAACCGAUGGUGACUGCGGGUGCACUUCCACCUCCACCAUCUAUGAAUGGCACCGGUGGUGGUGGUGGUGGUGGUGGUGGUAGUAGUAGUGGCGUGUGAUUUCCAGCCCCCAAGAGGACUGCUUGUAAUGGGAUUGGUUGUAACUUUAAGAAGUAAAAGUGACUUUUGUCCGAAACUGGUAGCUUUUGAGGUAAUGCGAGUGUGUAUGGAAUGG